AUGAAAUAUGGAAGAGAAAUCCGUCCCCCGUCGGGAGGCGUCGGGAGGUGGCGCGGAGGGUCGUCGGGAGGUGACGCCCGGGGCGUCGGGAGGCGGUGCGGGGGGUCGUCGGGAGGGGGCGCUAGGCGCCGGGAGGUGGCGACGCGCAGGGCGUAGGGUGGCGGCGCGGGGCGCCGGGAUGCGACGCGCGGGGCAUCGGGAGGCGGCGCGGGGGCGCCAAGAGGCGACGCGCAGGGCGUCUAGAGGCGACGGGCGAGGCGACACGUCAGGCGUCUGAAUGCGACGUGCGAGGCGUCGGGAGGUGGCUUGGGGCGCCAGGAGGCGACGCGCGGGGCGUCUGGAGGCGACGGGAGAGACGACACGCGAGGCGUCUGAAGGUGACGUGCGAGGCGUCGGGAGGUGGCGCGGGGCGUCAGGAGGUGGCGCGGGGUGCCGGGAGGCAACGCGUGGGGUGUCAAGAGGUGGCGCGGGGCGCCGGGAGGCGACGCGCAGGGAGUCGGGAGGCGGCGUGGGGCGCCGAAGGCGACACUGGGCGUGCCGGGAGGCGACGCAAAGUCCCCGAGCUGACGAGAAGAGAACUUGGUAUCUCUAUGAAGUCGAGGGCACGCCGGAGAGGGAGGCGGCUACUGGAGAGAACCUGGCUCUGAUACCAUAUUGACACAGGUGAGGAAAACCCUCCUAUCGAACACUAUCGAACACUAUCAGUAAGAGAAAAAAUCUACCAUGCAAGUCACACUGAGUUUUCAGUUGACAUCCAUACAACUCAAGAAUCAAGUUAGAAUCCUUCUAACAAGAAGCAAGCAGAAUAGCCAUUGAGUUAAAUAUUUUCUUUCCCUCCACCAGUCGUCCUCAUACCUGCUUCCCAUGUUAUGGGCAUCUAUGCAUGUCGAAACUAGGACCUGGCCUUUCAAGGUAACAUAGUAGAGAUAUCCUCCUUAUAAGUGGCAAGUGGCUGCAAUACUAAUUUUAUAUUUUAUGCGCUAGGCAUGACAUCUCAAAAAUACUAGCAAAGGUUCAAAAAUGGAAUGCUACCCUACUGGCAACAUGGCAAAAUUUCAUGCACAAAACUUGGUCUGAAACUAUAUUAUCUACGCUGAUAAAUGAAUAAAACUUGGACUAUCCUCCACAAACCAAGAUUAUCAGUCAAUGAAAUAUAAACAAAUUAUUUAAAUCAACAUCAGUUGUUUCCACAUUCAAAAUUAUGUACUCUGCUGAUAAACUAUAUUUUGAUAUUGAUUAAACAAAUCGUUCUACAUAAUGCUGCAAAACAAACUCAAUAUAUGAUCAAGGUGUGCAAAAUGAAAAGAAAAAGGAACAUAUGAUCAGGAGAUUUAGACAAGGACGUAGAUGUCAGGAGUUGACUAGAACACCUCGUGUUGAGCAUAAUAAAUGCUCCGAGAGCAUAUAUAUAUAUAUAUAUAUAUAUGUACAAAAAUAGAAGAAAUCGUGUUAGAAUGAAACCACUCGGGUACUUGAUAGAAUAAGAUCAGUUAAAUCGUGUUGGAAUUAAAGGUAAAGAAAACAAAUCAAGUUAUAAGAAUGUCAGGAAGUUUGACACUAUUCUAACGUCAAGAACAUAUUGCGACUAGAAAAAAGAAUACACCAGACCCAAGGGUCAGAAGAGGAUAUCUACUGACAUGUUGCACUCGUAAGGGGGAGUAUUGAUGUGCUACUAGCAGGCCCAUCACAUCCUUGUAGAAGGAUGACAUAAAGAAGCAGGCCGCCACCACUUCCAUCUCAUUUCACAUCCACAGGUAUCGAGGAACAACUCGCACACGAUGCAAAGGAUCUGCAGCAUCAGCCACACAAGGGUUCCAAGAAACAAGUCGGCUAUAAAGAAAUGAGGAGGAGGAGAGGAGGAUAGACGGCCAUUAGAAAAAUAUUCCCCGAAUAGAGAGUGGAGGUUUGCCCCCUCAUAGUGGCUAGUAUCAGGCUUCUGUCCAGUCCAUUAUUCUCUCCCCUCUUUCCGCCUCUCUCGUGUGUCUCCUUAGGGAGAGUCCUGUAUCGGGGUACGACCCCACCUUUUUCUCUUGUUUACAAACCAAACUACUUCGCGGUUCAUUUCCCUAUCCUACCAUCUCCCACGCCCUCGACCCUACUCUUCGCACCCCCACGGGACUCCCCGCAGUAAACAGAAAGGUCCAUCCAUCUCCGGAGAGAAGGGACCUAUCAAGCUGGUAUCAGAUCCCCCACCAUUCCUCCCAAAACCAGCCUCCGACAAGCCUUCCCAACCGUUUUUGUGCCUGUCAACGGCUUGCCACCAGCCCACAAAGUGGAUCAUGUGAUCCCAUAGGAGGCCGAUGCAAAACCCAUCAAUAGCCACCAGAUGGAGUUGGAAAGGAUGGUCCGCGAAAUGCUCACCUCUAGAGUCAUUCAGCAUUCAACCAGCCCAUACUUCAGCCCGACGCUUCUGUAAGGAAGAAGGACGAUUCGUGGUGGUUUUGUGUGGACUACUGCGCCCUCAACCGUGUCACCAUGCCGGAUCGAUUCUCAAUUCCCAUCAUCGAGAAACUUCUAGACAAACUCCACGGUGCCAAAAUCUUCUCCAAGCUUGAUCCGCUCGGGCUAUCAUCAAAUAAAAGUCUGGAGUGAAGACGUCCCCAAGAUGGCCGUCUGCAUGCAUGAGGGACACUAUGAAUUUCUGGUCAUGCCGUUCGGACUCUCCAAUGCGCCGGCCACCUUCAAGUCACUAAUGAACUCGAUCUUUGCCAGUUACUUGUGCAGAUUUGUCCUCAUCUUCUUUGAUGACAUCCUGGUUUACAGCCUGAGCCCGAAGGAACACAAAGAACACCUAAGGCGCGUGCUAGCCGUCCUCCAUGCCAAUGCCAUGCACCUCAACCAGAAAAAGUGUUCUUUCGGGAAAGCCUAGAUGAUAUACUUGGCCCAUCAAGUCAUCGGCGAAGGGCAUGUGCAUUGACCCAGAGAAGAUCGAUGCAGUCAUCUAGUGGGCGCUGCCCACAAUGAUCCAUCAACUCCGAGGCUUCCUCGGUCUAACCGGUUAUUAUUGGUGCUUCAUCGCGUAUUAUGGCACGAUUGCCUGACAACUUAAGAAGGACGCGUUCAACUGGGAACAAAAGCGGACGCAGCUUUCCGACAGCUCAAGGAGGCCCUCACGACCACUGCGGUACCCGCUCUCCUCGAUUUCUCUAUUCCUUUUGAUAUGGAAGCCGAUGCAUCAGCUUGAGGUGUUGAGGCGGUCCAUAUACAACACCGGAAGCUUAUCGCGUACUUCAGCCAGGCCCACUUGGCACCGCACCAGCUGAAGAUGGUCUAUGAGUGAGAGCCCAUCACCAUCAUCCUGGCCAUCUUUAAAUGGAAGCACUACCUACUUGGCGCCAAGUUUGUAUCUACACCAACCAAAGGAGCCUCAAAUACAUUAUUGAUCAGUGGGAGAUCCUUCCAAGCUAUCGAAAGUGGAUCGGAAAGAUCAUCAACUUCCAAUUCAAGGUGUGGUACAAGGUCGGGGCUGAGAACAAAGCAGCAGAUGCAUUGUCCAAGUGACCCGACGACAUUGUAUACAACAGUUAGGAUUUGCACCAGCCAUAGUGGAUGGACAUGCCCCACGUCAUCCAUGAAUAUCCAUCCGAUCCACGACUGCGGACGAUCCUACAGGACCUUCAGACCCAGCCGAAGAGAUGGCCAAAGUACUCCUAGCGGCACGGAGUGCUCUUACACCACGGACAGCUAAUAAUUGCGCAGAAUUCCCCGUUCAUUUCCUUGCUUCUUCAUGAAUUCCAUGAUUCAGAAAUAAGGUGACACUCAAGAUUCAUACGCAAGUGGUUGGGUCAAAACGUGACCUAGACCGGAAUGAAGAAGGUAGUCCGUGACUACAUUGCCGCCUGUGGGAUCUGUUAAAGGAACAAGAGCGAGACCCUGCAACCAGCAGAUCUCCUGCAACUACUGCCCAUUCCCGAGCGCAUUUAGGAAGACAUAUCGCUGGAUUUCAUCGAAGGACUCCCAAAGUCUGAAGGGUUCAGCACUAUCUUAGUGGUCGUUGACUGCCUUAGCAAGUACAUGUAUUUCUCUCCAAUCAAGCACCCUUUCACAGCAAGUGAGAUCACCCACGUCUUCCUCAGAGACAUCGUCCACCUGCACGAGAUUCCUUAAUCCAUACUGAGUGGCCGUGACAAGAUCUUCAUGAGUACCUAUUGGUGAGAGCUUUUCAAGCUAUAAGGCACUCUUCUCGGACGAACUAGUGCAUACCAUCCCUAGACAAACGGCCAAACGGAAGUCGUAAACUGUUGUUUUGUAGGCGAUUGCCCCCGACAAUGGAGCAGAUGGCUCACCUAAAUGGAAUAUUACUACAACACCAACCUCCAUGUCUCGACAGGCAUCCCUCCCUGCUGCAUCGUCUACAGCAGACCCCAGCCAGCCUCCUACCAUACAAAACCAGUGCGACGCGAACAGACGAGGUCAACGGCCUGUUUGAAGAACACGAUGUUGCCUUUUGUCAGCUCAAGGAACAUUUGACCCUUGCCCAACAGAAAAUGAAAGCGAAUGCAGAUCGGCACCGUCAGGAGCUCGAGUUUGAGGUCGGCAAUCUCGUCUACCUCCGUCUACAGCCAUAUCGGCAACGCUCCUUGGCAAGGCGUGCCUACGAGAAGCUCGGGCCCUGCUAUUUUGGGCCAUUCGAAAUCGUGGAAAAAGUAGGAAUGGUUACCUACUGGCUCGUCCUACCUCCGACCGCGGGAAUCCACCUGGUUUUUCACGUGUCUCAACUCAAGAAAGCAGUAGGGAUGCCAACUGACUCUGCCGCUAGACAUGGAUCUUGCAUGGACAACAGAGCCUACUGACAUCAUCAGGAGCCUGAAAGCACCUAGGAAGUCGCCACACACCUUUGCCGACAAUUUCCCAACUUCCCCCUUCAAGACAAGGUGGCACUCGUAAAGGGGAAUAUUGAUGGGUUACUAGCGGGCCCAUCACAUAGUCACAAAAGGAAGACCCAAAGGAAGCAGGCCUCCACCACUUCUGGCUCAUUUCACAUCCACAGGUAUCGAGGAACAACUCGCACACGACGCAAAGGAUCGGCAGCAUCAACCACAAGUAUCGAGGGUUCCAAGAAGCGAGUCAGCCAUAAAGAGACGAGGAGGAGAGGAGGAUAGACGGCCAUCAGAGAAGUAUUCCCCGAGUAAAGAGUGGGGGUUUGCCCCCUCGGAGUGACUUGUAUCAGGCUUUUGCCUAGUCCAUUGUUCUCUCCCCUCUUUCCCCCUCUCUCGUGUGUCUCCUUAGGGAGAGCCCUGUAUCGGGGUACAACCCCACCCUUUUUUUCCAGUUCUCUUGUUUACACACCCAACUACUUCGCGGUUCAUUGCUCUCUCCUACCAUCUUCCGCGCCCUCAGCCCUAGUCUUUGCACCCAAGUGACUCCCCCUCGGUAAACAAAAAGGUCCAUCCAUCUCCGGAGAGAGGGGACCUAUCACUCCACCAGUUCGCUUUUCAAACCAAAGCAGUUGAUAUAUCAUAAGAAGACAUUUUCAACGGCAAAAAACUAACCUUGUCAGGAAGAAGCGUGGUUUUUCUGCGUUUCUUGCCCCACUGUCAUAGUCCUCCAUCUGCCUCCUCUCCCUUCCACUCUCUACUAAAUAACUCACCGCACUCCUCAAGAGACUUGAUCUCCUCCACCUCGGCCGACCUCCCCAUUUCAUUCUCGUUGGCAACUCUCCUACUCCUCGCAACUCUCCCUAUCCUGGAGGUCCCAGCAGCGGAAGUCCCCUCCACUUGGACCACCGGAUUCGACGGCGCCACCCGGCCUCUGCGCGCCCCACUACGAAACGCCGGGAUCCUUCAUCCAUGAAACCGCUUGCCCCCAACCCUACCUCCCCUCCGAUCCCCCUGAGGCUUCUUCUGAGCACCCACCAAUCGACUGACUCAGCCGGGGUACGCCAGACGGCGAACCAGUUCAGCGCCAGAGAUGGACAACGCAGCUCCCAGAGAGGACAGAUCGGGAAUUAGGGUGGCAUCAAUGAGAAUUCAAGAGGAAAAAUAAUAUGAAAACCCUGGAAAAUUCCAGACUUGAAGAACGCAGCGAGACACAGAGAGAGAGAGAGAGAGAGAGAGAGAAAACGGUUACUGGGACGAUCGGGCCUUGGUCGCUGCUCUUUAGGCCCACGAAUAGGUAGGCCCAUAUUGCAAUUACCCCAUUGGGCCAGGCCUGUGCAGCACAUCCACGUGAGGAAUUUGGAGAUAUUCCUCAUCCGUCACAGCGUAAACGGGCCCAAACCCUAUCCCGGGCCGUGGGCCGCACUAGAUGAGGCCCAACCCGAAACAUAAUGGGCCUUGUAGCGCGGAAAGGAUCGAAUGAACCCCGAUGUAUGGCCCAUAAUGUAAUCCGAUAGUCAUUGCCUAACAUUUAAUAUUAUAUGGAUUGCCCACGACGACGUAGACUGGCACGUGCUAGAGCAUCAUAAUCUGUGGAUCAACGCGUGCCAUGGAAUAGCUGAAAAAAAAAUGGACACGGCCGCCUCCCCCCGCCUUCGUCAUCUGCCAUUUCUCCUUUAUAACCCCUCCCACCCCCCUCUUCCCCCGUCUCAUUCUCUGUAUCUCUCUGUCUGUAGCCAAUCUCUCUCUCUCUCUCUAGGCGAUCUGUGCUCUCUCGCUCAACUGGUGGUGAGGCUAUGGCGGAGGAUCUGCUGGAAGGGACGGUCCACGCAGAGGUAGCAGGAGCCACGGCGGACCAGGUGUGGAGGCUGCUCGACUUCUGCAACAUCCAGCGGGUGAUGGCAACCAUGGAGUCCUGCACCAGAGUGGAGGGCAUCGACGGCGAGCCAGGAUGCAAGAGGUACUGCGUCGGGAAGCCCACCGCCUUCGGCUAUGGCGGGGAGGCCUUCGUCCCCUGGGCGUACGAGAGGCUGCUGGCGAUCGAUCCGGCGGAGCGGAGCUACUGGUACAAGGUCACGGACAGCAAUUUAGGGCUCCGGGGGUACACCGCCGAGAUGAAGGUCAUCGACGACGGCAGCCGGUGCACGCUGGAGUGGUCGUUCACGGCGGAGUCCCUGGGGAUGACAACCAGGGACACCUUCGUGCAGAACCUCCGGGAGACACUACGGGGCAUCGCGCAGUGUAUCGAGGCCGCCGUCGCGUCGGGAGAGGCCUGAUUCUCUCUCUCUCUCUCUCUCUUACCUCUCUCUGUAUCUUCCUCUCUCCGAUUGACAGAUUUUUCGGUGACCAGUCAUCUAGUUUUUUCUGCCUUCUUCAGAGCUUGCCUUGUUGAAUUGGACUCAACGACUUGGUCGUAGAGAUUCUGCUUUAAAAAAACAUCCGAGCCGGUCUCCAUCUAGGAGAUGAGAGAGAGAGACAGAUGGAUAGAGAACGAGUGGCGGCUAAAGAGGUCGUACGGUCAUUCCACGGUCUAAGAAUGACGUGUCAUCUGAUAUCAGCUCCACAUACGAAAUUAGCCGUUCUUCCUGUGGGGACCGAGAAAAGGGACCGGUACUUCAGUCAACGACCCAGGCCCAAAUCGGAGGGAGUGGACAGAGCCCAUAAUGCCAAGGCCCAGAGAGGCCCAUUAACGCACCUUCAGGAGCCCGUUCUCGACGCGUGCAGGAAGCCCAAACUCAUCUCCCAGCUAUAUACUCAAUGAGGCGCCGGUCGAGGUCGAAGUGCCGGCACAGAAUGCGCUGCAGCCAGAGGAACAGCCAAGCCCGGUCAGUCAGUGUUCGUGGGUCUCUGCAUACAUCUGAGACCGAGGAGACCAACCCUGGUAAUGGCUGGCGAGUUCGAGUCGUCGGCAAGCCUCGGAAAGCGGGCAACCUCCGUCGAAUGGUCAAAUAAUACGUAUGUUGGGAGCUGCCCCAGCGCACCUUCAGCUCCAUGGAAGAAGAAGAAGAAGAAGAAGAAUAAGUGAAGGAAAGAUCUCCUCAAAAGGGAAGUUCAGUUCCAAGAUAAUAUGCUGUACCUUCUACAGAUAUUCCAUAUUUAUCCGCACAAUUCGGGAAGUGCCCGAGAUCUAUGAUGCCAAAUGAGAUGUUCUUGUUCGAGUAUCUGCAACCAGAAGGAGAGAAGUUCCAAGUCUCUCAUCAGAUCGACCUGAGCUUUUCUGGGUGAGGUGAGAGACCAUGAAAUCUAGAGUGAGAAAGCUCAGGUGGAAGACUCACAUGACGGAGAGCUCGGGCAGAAGACGGCUCGUGCGGAUGCAUCUGGAGGAGAACUGAUUACGGAAUUCCACCUGCAGAAGAACAUGGAACCUAAUCAUUGACCUACUCUCUGAAGGAUCAUAUCCAAGAACAGACAGUCAGAUCAAUCAGCGGACAUAAGGUGUGGCUGUUCUUGGCAUACUUAAAAUAGUCUGAUACAGAAGGAGAUAGAUUAAACCACUCAUUUUGGAUCAAUUCUGAGUUGGGUGGUGAUAUUAUGUUUCGUGUUCAAAAAUGACACCAAAUGAUUGUAUGAGGUUAUUCUAACGAAAAAAGAAAAAAUGGUGUCAGGUUUGGUGCGCCACGGUAGGUGAUGUACUGACCUCAGGAGCAAGGAAGCUAGGUAAAGAUGCCUAAAAUCAGAAGCCAGAGAGUAUUUCUAUUACUUCUAAAGACACCCUCCACAGGUCUUUAGAACACUGAUUUUGCCCCCAAGGGACCCAUGAGGGUGAGGAGACAGUGAUGGUCUCGUGUUCUAGAAGCUAGAGCAAUCUGGCUCUCUCACGAUAGCUGAGAGGUUGAGCUUGCAUGGUGGGCCAACACUAGAGGAAACACAGUUGUUAGAUCACAGUUCCUGCUUACAUAUAUAUAGCCCGUGAGCACAGACAGUACUAGGUGCAUAUGACUCACCAGCCAAUAUCUUGAGGUGCCUCCUUCAGUCAACAAUGUUUCUAGUUGCAGAGGCGUCAAUUUACAUGAAUCACCUAAAAGACAAUUGAAAAUUUGAGAUCCCAUGUGAUUUAAUUUUCUCCCUUCUUGAGGAUAUAAUGAAAUAAAUAAAUAAGAGCCUGCUUCAUAUGGAAUAUAGAAAUGAACAAUGCAUUUGAGACUAAUCAUUGACGCAACUGUGAUGCAACUCUGAACCGGUAAAUUUAUCGAAAACAUCAUCUUUUUCCGUCCCAUUUUUCUGGAGUUCUUUGAGACAUUCAGCACAGCUUCAUUUCAUUAAAGCAUGAUUAAAGCACUUAUAACCAAAUUGAUUCAAUUUAAAACAUAGUUUACAACAUAUUUUCACAGCAUAAUUUUAGUAAAGGAGUAUCCUGAAUGCAUCACACCGUAAAUGGCGCAUUUAAGGAGAUUGAUAAACCUGUUUUGAUGAAUUUCAGCUAUUUUAUGAUUUUCUCAAAAUUUUAGACAUUUCCGGUUGGAAGAAUUCAUACCCGAGGUCUCACAUUCACUGACCAGGCACACCUAGACUCCCAAGGCCUCCUUUUAUGGCCGCUAGUUGUUUUUCUGCUCUCCAUGGUCAUUCAUCAAACUUUAAUUCACUACCAAAUUCACCAGCCUAAACUAAAAUGGUUGAAACUGCUCUGAAUUUCCUAUAGAACUCCCUUGUUGUUUCGUAUGGACAUAAUAUAACCCGAAUUCUGAGUCACCAGGAUGACCUCACAAUACCUCGCUGUCUCCUAUGUAUUUAUUUUUGAAGAGGUGACAUCUACAGCAUGUAGAUUCUGGUCCUUUUAGUUUAUUGGAUGUACCUGAUAUGAGCAGUAGUCAGAAAGACAUCCUAGACCUCAAAAGUUUAUAUUUGAUUAAGACAGGAACAGGUUUUUACUGAUGGUCCUGCAUAAAUUAAGCUUCCUAAGUGCACAGAUGAUAACAUUUUUAUUGAUAUGACUUGCUUACUACAUUAAAUUAUGGUCACCAGGCUGAAUCUCUUUCUUCAAAAUCAGACCACAAAACGGAUCCCCACAAAAAGUCAGAGAACUCAGAAUAACAGCAUUGGGCCCCAUAGCAAAUGCCGAAAGAAAGGGAAAAAAUAGAAGAAAUCAUGAUAAAACAUGGAGAGGAAAUCAUACUUAACUAAUGAAUGCUACACAACAUUUUUAUUGGCAUGAUCUACUUACUACAUUAAAUUAUGGUCACCGGGCUGAAUUUCUUUCUUCAAAAUCAGACUACAAAAGGAAUCCCAAGAAAAAAAAAACACAGAACUCGGAUUAAUAGCAAGAGACAUGAAGAGGAAAUGAUAGUUAACUAAUGGUAAUAAAAUAACAAAAUCUAAGAGUCAAAUGUAUUCGACAAUCUAAUGAUACUUCAAAUUAAGAAUCUAAUGAUAUCUUAAAUCAUAACCUUAAACAGGUGAAUGUCCUUGCUCAGAUAUUGACAAUUCAUGGAUUACUUUCAUCGGAUGUUAAUCCAUAUCUAUAAGAAGAAUCAAGAAGAUAGUUUACCUAAAUUAUCACAGCUUGGUUGUUGAGCCAAAACAAAUAUCACUGCGAGAAAUACAAAAAUGGAAAAUCAAAGUCAAUUUAGCAAAAUCAAGAGUAAAUUCGUUUACACAACCGAUUUUUAGAUGGAGGACAAUAGACAGAAUUUAAUAAAGAAGAAAACAAAAAAGGUACAACAUAAACACUGGAAAAAAAUGCCAAUAUAAAAAUAUAGUAAAUUUAUGCAUAUAGGUUCAUAUAAUCAGAACCCAAAUACCAGCUGAGCCAAGCAAGAGCCUGAAGGAGAGGAAGAUGACUGGAGGCUAUAAUGCUAUUUACGAUUAUUUGGAGAGAGAGAUUCAAAAAGAAUUUGAGAGCUGAAACAUAUUUUUUAAGGGAGAAAUAGGGUAACUGACUUUUGGGUUUCGUUUGCUGAACUAGGAAAAAUGUUAAUUUUAAAGUUUACAAAGAUUCAAUGAAAGGAUGUCAUCUUCUCUAGAAUUUUCCAUAAAGUCAGACUUUCAUUCUACCUAAAUUAGCAAUUCAUAGUUGUCAUUCUAUGGGUGUCAUCCAAGUAAUCAAUCUUUGCCUGUUAUUACUUUACGUGCUUCUGGAUGAGCAUACGUGAAAAAGUAUGUUCUUGAUGAAAAUAGUUAAAAAACAUCAUCUAAAAUUAAGUAUCAAUUAAAUGGAUCACCUGAUUACAAGCAGAGAAAACCAAAGCCAUUGGAAAAAUCUGAAUAGUUAAAAAGAAGGAAAAAAAGAGUUCACUUCUAAAACGUCUCUGCAGGGAUUGAAUAUCAGAAUAAUUAAUGAUUCAACGAGUCCGACCCACCCUUUUUUUUCGGAUGGCAUUGUUUUGUGGAUAUGCCUGUAAGCAAUAAGAACAAAACAUUUUGAUGUACUUAUUUGCUUUCGAAUGUCAGACCGAUUUCAUUCACAUCCUAAAACAAACAUGCCUUGGGAAGGAAAAGGUAGAAAUAUAAGGAAAGCAUGUUCUGCUGAGAACCUUUCAUCAGAUUACCAUUUCUUCCAUCAGAAAAUCAUGAUUUGCUAAAUCAGUUGAUUGUGUUCCAAUUGGAUAAUUCAUAUAAGAAUCGAUCGCCUCUCACUAAUGAGAACACAGACAAGGAAAGAGAACCAACAGGCCCCACAAGUACCUAUGAAGGGGGAAAAAAAUUAGAGGAAAAUGAGAGAAAAAAACUAUAAUGAAUGCCACUUCCGUCACUUGUGCUGCCACAAUCAACCCCAGGGGUUCCACCUUUUUCCUUUCAUCUCACCUCCAUCAUGAAGACGAAUUAAGGUUAUGGGGUUGGGAGUAUUGACAAAGUGGUAAAAAUAUAAAGGUAGAAAAGUCAAUAUGUUAAUAUUAUUUUAAAAUGUUUUCCUUAAUACUUAAAAAAAAUAUAAUUUAAAUAUUUUAAAGAAUUGGUUCUUCCUUUUAUUCCCAUUACAUGGAUCAACUUAAUUCCCAUUUCCUUUUUGUUAAAACACAUGAUACUUCUAGAACAUUAUUGGAGGAUCAGCUUCCAUAAUGUGAGAUUGUACAGGAAUCAGUGCACAACCAACAACACCAUAAUAAACAUAAUCUAUUGAGCCCAAAAUUUGUGGCAGUAACAAUGUACUCAACAGCUGUUCUGAAUAAAAAUCAAAGAAAAAUGGCACAACCAAAGAAAAAACUGUGCAUGAAAAUAAUCACUAUUUAAGUUUUACAUAUCAUUCUAAAAGAAAUUACAAAGUUAACGCACAAAAGUCAUACCUAGGAACCCGAUUAGGUAACAGAUGGCCAGGUGAUAGUCGAUGAGCAAUGCAAGUACAAAAAGGAAAGCCUGAAUAAGCAAGUUCAAACAAGAAAACAGAUAAGGCGUUUAAUAUUGAACGAACAAAAGAAAAAUUAAGAGAAGGUGACAUCUGAUAGCCCUGACUCUGUUUCCAAAAGUUUUAUCCUCACUGAAUCCGUAUAGAAUAUGAUCAUAGCGUAUAUGGUGCCAGUUAGGCAUCUUCCAGACAUAUAUGUGGAAUGAAUAAAUUUCAGAAUAAUCAUCCAUGGCAAGGAUCAUAAAAAAACCUUGGCAUAGAAUACAACAUCUGCGAUGUAAGCCUCCUGACUUUCUUGAUUGACCGCCUGCAUAAAAAUCACGUUGCAGAUUAAUAAGUCAUGCCAAAUUCAAAAUUUUCAAGUUAAAUUUCAUUGUGAUUUUAUUUAUCACGUACAUAACUAGACCGAUAAAGGUAUGAAUAAGCAUUAUCGGAAGGGUUCCGGAUCAAUCCCCCCAUUCAUUAUAAAUUGAAACAGAGUGAACAUGCUACCUUUACGACAGCCAGCACCAAAAACGCGAGAAUCGCUUGAAUCUCCUAAGCAGAUGAGAAAAGCAAGAGAUUAGAUCAUACUUCCCCAGAUAAAUCUUAAAACAAAAAUCCAUUCAUUCGUUGAUAGUUUAAGUGAGAGGGAUCAAGCUCAUUAAGUAAUUCCGGGAAACUCCAAGAAAGGCUUACCCGGCGCAGAAGGCGGACAUAGUUCUCCCGAGAGGAGAAGAUCUCGGUCGCUGAGCUGCGUGCCACGAAGUAGGAGAAGAAGGCGAGGAAGUGAAGCAGGUAGAAGGGCUCCCUCACUAGCAGAUCCAGCCAUGGCAGUGGGUGUGGCUUCUUCGCCCCAGCUGUCGCCGUGCUGGCCUCCAUCUAGCUCCCCCUCCGUCUUCUCACUUCUCGGGAAAACCGGUCUUCCUCUGUUACAUCACUAACCCAUCGGACGGAUGAUAACGCCUCUGAUUGAAUUCGCAGACCCGUUCAGAUCCGAUCUAAGCCGCCUUUGGGAAACGAUUUAAUGGUCGGCUUCUCGGAAUCAGCUUUUCUGAUUCCACGAAAACCGGAGGGAUGAAUUGGGCCGGCCAGGUCGAUUUUACGUUAAUGGACUGGGCCUGUAGAAAACUGGCCCAUUUGAAGCCCACACCAUCCUACCCGUAUCCAUUUUCCGAAAUAUAAUUUAUAUUAUGGACAUUUACUUUUUAUCCCUCAUAAACUUAUUUUAAAAGAGGGUAUUAAUACGAUUAAAACCAUCAUUUGGGAAAAAAAGAAAAGGAAAAUGUCCCUCUCUUCCCGAUAGAGAUCGACAUCCCCACGUUCUGUAGUGCCGUACCCACGAGCGGGUUUGAUAAUGGACCCAGCCCGUUACAUGCACUGGACCGGCCCAAUAAUUCGCACGUGCGAUGGACUGGGUCGUCAGCCAAGGAAAGCGUGAAGCGGGCGUCCUCCCUGUCCACGUGAGGGUGGGGCGCCACCGGCCUCGUCGAGUUUUCUGUGCCGCGGUUAACCAGGCGUUAUUUAUGUCCGCAUUUAUGCUCGCGUUUAGCCGACCCACCACCGCGGGCAAGCGAGGCCUCGUGGGAAGAUGCCGCCGCCGGCGCCACCGGCCAACCGGCGAAGAAAAGGGGGGGACUCGGCGGCGCUUCACGUGCGCCCCUUCGGGGCGGCGCACAUGGGCGGGGCCGGCGGAGGAAGGAAGAUCAGAAGCUGGUUAGAAUUCAGGCGGAGAAGGAACAUCCAUCCGGAAAGGGAAACAGGGGAAGGGCGGAGGAAGAGGAGGGCAUGUUCUUCUUCUCUUACUCUUCUUCUUCUUCUUCUUGUUCUCUAAUUAAGGGAAUGGAGGAGCGUGGGAAUCAGUGGCACUUGCCUGCGUGAGAUGGGGCGCCGGAGAUGAGGGCCUCGUGGAGGUUGCCGGGGGGCGGCAGGGACUGUUGCUCCUUCUGGCGGCGCAGCUCGAGGACCUUCCGGUGGGAAUUGGAGUGCUCGGAGAGGGAGAAGGUGGGGCUCGCUGCCGGUCGGUACUCGGGAACCAGCCGGCCGGACUUGUACCUGACGCCGCAGGCGUUGCAGAGGGUCUUCGGGCCCAUGGGGCCGGCCCGCCACUGGGGGGUCUUGUCGGUGUCGCAGUGGAGGCACUUCCGGCCGUCGCCGGUGGCGCCGGAGGCGGCGGCGCCAGGCCCUUGGGAGGCCUUCUUCUUCGCCGGCUCACCGGCGGCGGCGGAGUCGGAGGAAGAGUUGGCCGCAGAGAUGACCAGGAGGCUGGAGGACCAGCAGGUUGGCCCCGGGCGGCGGCGCUUGGUCCGGGCCUUCCCGAGGAUGUGGGCCUCCUGGCGAAGCAAGGCGGAGGAAGACGAGGAGGACUUGA
Messenger RNA from Spirodela intermedia, 14446 nucleotides. NCBI's taxonomy places the organism in Eukaryota, Viridiplantae, Streptophyta, Magnoliopsida, Alismatales, Araceae. The record is from the annotation of a GenBank genome assembly.